AUGCCAAAGAGUUCUGUCACAAGAUGGGCUUGUUGCCUUGCUCUCGCCUUCUCCUUCUUCGCUGAAGGAGUCGAGUGUGCCACCAAAGCGCAGUAUGCACAAGGUGCAUCUACUGCUAUCAAGGCUCUUAACAGUAACUGGUAUAACCAGAACACUGGCUUAUGGGACGGCGCUUGGUGGCAGAGCGCCAACGCCCUCACAACCCUUGCUGACUUUGCCAUCUUGCAGCCUGGAGCAGCAAAUUCUUUGGGCAUAACAAAUACAAUACAAAACACCGUUAAAAAUGCACCCAAAAAGUUUCCCGGCUUUAUCAACCAAUUCUACGACGACGAAGGUUGGUGGGCCAUGGGGCUUAUUCACUCCUAUGACGCAACCCAGGAUGAGAGCUACCUCGAAGCGGCGGCAGACAUCUUCCAAGACAUGCAAACUGGUGGCGGAACACCCUGCAAAGGCGGAAUAUUUUGGAGCAAGGAUCGCAAAUACGUUAAUGCCAUCGCCAAUGAACUCUAUCUCACAGUAGCCGCAGCGUUGGCAAAUCGAAUUCCAUCUAAUCGAACAUACGCGCAGAUCGCAACCAAUGAAUGGAAAUGGUUCCAAAACAGUGGUAUGAUCAACCGCCAGAAUCUUAUCAACGACGGCCUCGACGGCAACUGCAAGAAUAAUGGCCUGCAAACCUGGUCGGUAAACCAGGGUGUGAUUUUAGGUGCCCUGGCUGAGCUCUCAAAGGGUUCCCUGCUUGGGGGUGGUGUCCUCAACACAGCCAGAAACUUGGCCAAGGCGGCCAUAAAGGCGCUCUCUAAUCAAGACGGCAUCCUAGUCGAGACUGAUAAAUGCGAGACUCAGUCCAGCGCGUGCGGAUUUGAUGCGAAACAAUUCAAAGGUGUUUUCAUCCGAAAUCUGGGCUAUCUCAACCAAAUCAUCAACGAUGGCGAUAUCAGAGCCUUCAUCACGAGAAACGCCGACUCUGUGUGGAGCAAGGAUCGUGACAGCAAGAAUAGAAUGGGUGUAGCUUGGGCAGGCCCAGUAAUUGCUGCUAAUGGUGCCUCUCACGGCAGCGCUUUAGAUGCUCUGGUUGCAGCCGCUCGGGUUGCGUAA
This is a messenger RNA of Pochonia chlamydosporia 170, 1095 nucleotides long. RefSeq names its product glycosyl hydrolase. The transcript has a single exon. The record is from RefSeq and is a predicted model, not a curated record. Lineage: Eukaryota; Fungi; Ascomycota; Sordariomycetes; Hypocreales; Clavicipitaceae. The coding region runs from base 1 to 1095 and encodes 364 amino acids. Gene Ontology annotation, biological process: carbohydrate metabolic process.